Molecule: messenger RNA, 2092 nt
Organism: Ruditapes philippinarum (Manila clam)
Lineage: Eukaryota; Metazoa; Mollusca; Bivalvia; Venerida; Veneridae
Exons: 7
Coding region: 1-930 (309 amino acids)
Source: RefSeq, a predicted model, not a curated record
AUGCCGACAACGACGCUAACACUGCCAACAAAAAAAAAAAGUGAAAUAUCAGAAUAUGAUUUCAACGAAUCUACCAAGGAAGUUAUAGGCGGAAUUCAUAUCAUAAAAGCUAUAAAAGAAUUGGUGACAGAAAGUGAGGAUGACAGUUGUAUGACAUGUGUACAAAAAAUUGAUGUUGAUGUAUUUAUCAAUUUGACAAAUGAAGAGGCGGUAGAAAUUGGGGCAAUACACAACAGCCGUCAAAAACAGAAAAAACUGAACUUCCAGGAUAAAGUGACAAUGUGCAGAAAAGUGCACAAUGAAAACAGUGAGGACUGGAAGAAAAAAGCAGUUUGCUUGCUGAAAUGUGUUUCAUAUGAGAAGGCCACUCCUCAGUCAUGUUGUACAGUCCUGUCUGUGGCAGGGUAUAGUGAAGCGGAAUAUGAGGCAACGCAGGCCUUAUUCCGACAUUUUGAUGAUGAGGGAGGAAAUAGCAGGAGUUUUCCUCAAAAUCUCUUCAGGGAGCUCCAAGGAGUAGAAAACAAAAUAAAAUACCUCAGACAGGCAUAUGGCACCAAUGGCCUCAAAGAGGCCAGAAGGUGCCGUACGGAGAAGGUUGGGCAGCUGUACAAGAACUUUUUCUGUACAGCUGUCCAGGAAGAUUCAUGGGAGUUGGCCCAGAAGGAGUAUCCAGAGGGCUGCAAGCAAGUAGAGAGGAUUGCGGAAAGUGAGAAUGGGAAGAUAAGGAAGUAUAUUCCAACGGAGCUGAUAGAGCUGGCAGAGAAAUGUAACAAUUUCGAGAGUAUUGAAGAUUGUGUACAAAUAAAUAUUGUAAUUGAAAAAAACGGAAAAAAAUUUGAAAAUUCAAAAAUAAAGGAAAUAAUUUCGAAGUAUCAAAAAAAAAUUUUAAAGGAGAUACAAGAAACAAAGGACCAUGAAAAUGAACAGUAAUAGGUAUAAAUGUUUUUUUAAUAUUGUAACAUUUGUGCACAGCAUAUUUAAAAAAAAAAAAAACUAAUAUCUGUCAGGGCCUGAGUAGUGUUCGUUCCAGAUGGAACCGAUCUCCCUCGGGUUGGGAUUUGAACAUUUUGUGUUAAUAUCAGGGUUGUAAAUUUUUAAAAUUUUAUAAGCAUAAAUUUAUAAAGGUUCUUCUAUUAAUAGAGGAUUAAUUUUCAUUAAGUGGUAUGAAAAUAAUUUUUUUACAAGUGGCAAAAGCCACAAGUGAAAUAUGAUAAUUUUCAUACGACAAGAUGAAAUUAAAUCCUGUCUUAAUAUAAAAAACUUGAAUUAUGUUAUAUUAUCUCUUUUUUAACCAUUUGCACAGGAUAAAUUUAUUUGUUAUAUUAAAUUGAUAUAUCGAUAUGAGCGGUGUUUAUAGGCUAUUUACCAGUUUGGAGUUUUGAUGCGUAUGAAUUGACCAUGAAGGCCACAACUAAAUAUUCUGGUUGGUACUACAUCUUAAAAUAUUGGUACUACAUCUUAAAAUAUAUACUGUGUGUGCACAAGUGUUACAAAUAAAAAAAAUAUAUAUACCUAUUUUGUUAUGCACCUGGCAGUCUGUCUAUCUGUCUGUCCUUAAUUUCUUUUCUGCUGAUUGCUUGAAAUGAUAACCAUUAAAGGGGUGUUUAGAGCAUGAAAGACCUUUCAUCAAGUCUAUGUGAAGUUCAGAAUAAGUCAAAUAUGUAUGAAUUUCAACUCUUUGGGUCCACUCCUUAUCUUAGCCUAAAUGAAUAUUGGUUUGUUUAACUUGUAAAAUGGAAAUAUAUUUCACUGAGUGAAGAACAGUUGGAUAUUUUAAUGAGUGGCAUAUCUGAUCUGAUGUUCUAGAAAGAAUUAUAUUUAAAUCUAACAUCAAAAAAACAAACAAAUUCUAUAUUUAUUUAAUGCAUCUUUAGUGAUUUUAUGUCAUAUUUAAUUGUUUUGUUGCAUUCAAAUCAUGACAACACCAUACCAAUUUUGAAUUUAAUUUCGAAUUUUUACGUCACUUGUGUAAUGAUUACUUCACAUGUAUAAAUAUAGAAUGUCAAACAGUGACUCUAUUGCAUAAUAACACACACUUUAGGUUCUUGUAUGUUCAAUAGGGAAAAAUGCGGGUCGUGUUAGAAUUGAUAAU